CUACUCAACCUUCACUUUUCAAGGUUAGUUAUAGCAGGUUUGUGGACGCCCAAGCUUACAAUACACAAUUAAAAGAUUUUGCGGCAAUUUUGGGCACAAUUUUGGGGCAACUCAAUGCAAAAUCUUCAGUGAAAUGAGUGGCUUUUCCUUCUAAUAACUCCCAAACCCCUGAAAAACCCCUAGAUCUGUUCCAAAAUUUUCUCAAGGAACCCCAAAUCCUUAUAAACUCCUCAAAUUUUGUCCCAAAAUAACCCUGAAGUCUUUUUCUGAACUGACGAUGUUUUUCUAUGAUAACAGAAUUCUCAAUAAAAUCCUUCAUCGCUGAGUAACUGAGUUAUGCCUAAUAAUAAUAACGCAAAUGAAGAUGAUUGGGAGACGGAACCUGAUUUUGUGAAUGAUGUAACUGAAAAAGAGCAAAGAUGGGGUUCUAAAACUGUUGCUGGUUCUGGACAUCAAGCGUCUAUAGAUAUGGCAGCAUUAAGAGAAGAAGUGAAACAGGCGGAUCGUUUAGCUAAACUAAAGAUUGCACCUAAACCAUCUUAUGGAUAUGGUGGAAAAUUCGGUGUUGAACAAGAUCGUAUGGAUAAGUCUGCAGUAGAUUGGAGUCAUGUUGAAACCACAGAGAAGCAUACUUCACAAAAGGAUUAUGCUAAAGGAUUUGGUGGUAAAUACGGUGUACAAACUGAUCGUCAAGAUAAGUCAGCUGUUGGUUGGGAUCAUAAAGAGACAACAGAAAAGCAUUCAUCACAGAAAGACUAUUCCACUGGAUUCGGUGGUAAAUAUGGUGUUCAAAAAGAUAGACAAGAUAAGUCAGCUUUAGGUUGGGAUCAUCAUGAAAAACCAGAGUAUCAUCCAUCUCAAGUGGAUUAUGCUAAAGGGUUUGGUGGAAAAUUCGGUGUACAAACUGAUCGGGUGGAUGCCUCUUCAGUUGGUUGGAAUGAAACGAAUAAAACAGAACUGCACUCAUCUCAGAUGAAAGUGGCUAUUUCUAAACCAGAUGGUAACAGUCUAAGUAGUAUACGUCAGCGGUUUGAACAAAAGACAACAUCAUCGACGAAUUCAUCUGCUCCGUCUGCAGCUCAACAACGUGUUCUUGAAGAACGUGCUCGUUGGGAGGCUGAACGCAAAAAGAAGGAAAAAGAACAAUUAGAAGAAAUAUCCUCAACAAAGGGGGCAACAGUAUCGCUUGACUCAAAUAAAGCGGUCCCCCAAUCAACUGAUGAUUCAAUGAAAGCUACUCAGUUGUCUUCUUCUAUUGGUGAUAAUACUAAAAAGCGUGAUGAUCCCCCGAGCAGUAAUCCUGUCACUACGACAGCUGUUUCAAAUAACUUAUCCGUACUAUCUGAAUCGAAUCGAAUAAGUCAUGAGGAGGAGGUCAGUCAGAGGAAUAAUGCGAAUGAUGAGUCACAUGAGGACUAUCAAAGAAAUUCUCUUGGUCAUCAUCAGCCCAACACUGAUGUUGUCACGUGUAGUCAAACUCCAGAAAUGUUCACAGCGAUAGCCAUGUAUGAUUAUGUUGCUGCUGAAGACGAUGAGCUGACCUUUUGUACAGGUGAGACAAUUACUGAAGUUGAAAAAAUCGAUGAAGGUUGGUGGAAAGGUGUUUGUCGACGGAAAGUUGGUCUAUUCCCAGCCAAUUAUGUCUCAUUGAUUUGAUGAUGUGAUAAUGAUGACAAUUUACGCUUUUUUUUGUUUAAAUAUGCGGAACCCCGGGAUAAAAGACGUGACUAUUGCUCAGAUCUAAUCUAUCCAUCUAUUCGUCUUAAGCAUAAAUGCUUAUGCAAUUUCUCAAAAAUGGAAUGAAUGUCUGAUAUUUUAAGAUUCGCUGAUUUCGAUUCUGUGAAAAUAUUUUGCUGACAUUUUCAGCUUGUUUUUUUAAAAAAAACUUUGCCUUCUUAACAUAAUAUGAUCUCUUUUUUAUGAAUAAAUGAAUGAACUUUUUUU
This is a messenger RNA of Trichobilharzia regenti, 1944 nucleotides long. The record is from the annotation of a GenBank genome assembly. Lineage: Eukaryota; Metazoa; Platyhelminthes; Trematoda; Strigeidida; Schistosomatidae.